Molecule: messenger RNA, 657 nt
Organism: Aspergillus oryzae RIB40
Lineage: Eukaryota; Fungi; Ascomycota; Eurotiomycetes; Eurotiales; Aspergillaceae
Product: zinc finger protein
Exons: 1
Coding region: 1-657 (218 amino acids)
Source: RefSeq, a predicted model, not a curated record
AUGUCCUCCGAACGUAUCCCACCAUUUCCCGAGGAUGUAAGGGUACUGAUCGUAGAGAGAUACUGCCCUCCAGAAAUCAGAAACCAAAUCCUGUUGAGUGCAAGCAACCGGGCCUGCCUGAUCAGACCAUAUAUUGGCCGCAGGCGAACCUACGGAACGGCAAUGAACGCAAGGUCGAGAUUCAGAGGCUUUUCGCUGCAGAACUACCCACUCCAUUUGGAUCAAAUGGUUGAACUGGGGAUUCCUUCCACUCACAUCGAACGCUAUGCUGCCAUGAUGGGGGAGGCAUUAGCUACUCUGCACUGGCUGGGCGAGAUUGACGGGAACGACGUCGAAUUCGUUCUGGCUCCACCCCCGAGGAACGAUGACUGCACCACUACCGUGACAAAUGUCUUGGGGGAGCACACGCUCUGGAUUCUGGAUUUUGAUCUUUGUCGAUCCAUGGCCAUGGAUCUGGAAGGCGUCAAGCAAGCUGCCAACGCAUUUUGCAGAAAUGAUCCCUUCUAUCCACGGCCACACACAGAUCAGUGGAUCGCCUUUAGCCGGCAGUACUUGCAGACCUCUGCGGAUUUGGCACAUAGCUUUCAUGAGGACGAGGCAGAGAGUCGACUCGGCCUUGCGAGAAAGUUCAUAGAGUUGCUCGAGACCAAGAAGUAA